AUGGCGCACUUCUACAGUGACCUGAGGCCUGAGACCCUGGGCUGCCUGGUCUAUCCUAGCUGGAGUCGUGUGCCAGAGCUCAGGAGAGCGCACUUCACAGCUCGGCCGAGUCAGAGGCCCCGGGGGCAAGGACAGGCGUGUGCCACCGCCCGGGACAACCUUCCACCGGCAGGGUCCCUACCUUACCAGCCACUGCCCAGGAUGCCUCCUAAAACCGAUUGCUCACCAGCCUCCUUCACCACCGACCGGGAGCAGUUCUCUCCCCUCUCCGAGGACGACAGCAGCUCGUUCGAGUGCAGCAGUCUCGUCCUGUCUCCAGACGGUGCUCCGACUCCCCGCCUGGGCUCCGGGGACGAAGCGGGAGGCUUGCGCACCCGAAAGGUGGGGCAGGGCGCCUCGGAGACCAGGAGGAAGAAAGCGAGGAGCCGCGCCAGAGUUAAGAGCGAAGCCUCGGCCACCAGACAGAGGAAGAACCGGCGCAUAAAAGCCAACGACCGGGAGCGCAACCGCAUGCACAAUCUGAACGAUGCGCUGGACGCGCUUCGGUGCGUCCUGCCCACGUUCCCGGACGAUGCCAAGCUGACCAAAAUCGAAACGCUCCGCUUCGCCCACAAUUACAUCUGGGCACUGACCGAAGCUCUGAGGAUGGCGGAACAAGGGCGACAGGCUUAUGUGCCCAACAGCAGAGGACCCUCCUUCGAGCUAACCAGCUCCCCCAGCCUCUGCCCGCCCUCGCCCUCCUCCUCGGACUGGGACUGCUCGCACUCCGCCGAGUCCCUGAGCCCCCAGAGCUCGGCCGACGAGAUGUUCCCGGCGGCGCAGCAGGAGCGCACUCACUCCCUGCACAGCCCUCCCUUCGCCGGCUUCGUUUGA
Pristis pectinata (smalltooth sawfish) is the source of this 873-nucleotide messenger RNA. RefSeq names its product neurogenin-3-like. NCBI's taxonomy places the organism in Eukaryota, Metazoa, Chordata, Chondrichthyes, Rhinopristiformes, Pristidae. The transcript is spliced from 3 exons. The coding region runs from base 1 to 873 and encodes 290 amino acids. The record is from RefSeq and is a predicted model, not a curated record. Gene Ontology annotation, molecular function: protein dimerization activity.